GUCCCGUCGCGGUUCCCUUCUCCGGCCGGGACCCGCCUCUCCUCUCUUCUCCUGCCGCCGGCUCCGCGGCUCUUGGCGGCGCUCCCAGAUUCCUGCCCCCGGCCGGAGAUUGGCUGCGAGGCGAGCGGAGCGGGCCCGUCGGGGCGCGCGUUGCUCUCCAGCCUUGGCAGCGGCGGUCGGGAAGGCGAGCCGCCUCCGCUCCGCUUCGCCCCUCCUCUCCUCCUCCUCCUGCUGCUGCUGCUCCUCCUGGGCUCGCCUCCCCUCCGCUCCAGCGGCUCCCUCGGCCGCCUCGCGCGCAGCUUUCCGCGGGGCGCCCCGUAGGGGCCAGGCGAGAGGCGCGCCGCGCUCCUCCGCGCCGGGCUUGGCCUGCGGGCCGCGGGAUGCCAAGAUGCCCUGGCGGGGGCUCGCCGUGCUGUGGGUGCUGGCGCUGGGCUGGCCGGGCGCCGCCGCUUCUGCCGCCGCCGCCGCCUCGUCGUCGUCGGCGGGCCCCUCGGAGCGGACGGCGCUGGCGCGGGAGCGCUUCAAGGUGGUCUUCGCCCCGCUCAUCUGCAAGCGGACGUGCCUGAAGGGCCAGUGCCGCGACAGCUGCAAGCCGGGCAGCAACAUGACCCUCAUCGGAGAGAACGGGCACUCCAUGGACACCCUCACGGGCUCCGGCUUCCGCGUGGGUGAGAUGGGCCAACUCUUCCCCCCCCCCCACUCCAAGCAGGGCGGGAGAGGUGCCAGGGAAAGGCUGGGGAGGGGGCCCUUGGGGAGUUGUUGUUCCGGAGUAAGUCACCCACUUUCAAGUGAAGGGUUAACGCUCCCUUCAUUUGCCCCAGAUGUUGCUCAGGCGAAGGAGCCAUCCCCUCCUUUGCAGAAGUGCAUUCCUGGAAGUGCUCACGGGGCUCUGAUGCUCUCUGGUCAAUCCCAGUGCAGGAGGCAACUCACCCCUAGUGUCAGGAUCCAAGCCCAGGUUAACCCGGGAAAGUGGGUUGGUGGCAUAAUCAGGCAAGUUGGAUGCUUUUCCCAAGAAGAGAUGCACUUCCUACGGUUUGUUUUUCAACAUUGAGGCCAAAAGGCCUUGCCCACUUGAGGACACUUCACUUUUACGCACUUUUCCAGAUAGCAUCUAGCAACACACAUGCACACACCACUGCCGUUGCCCCUCCCUCCCUCUGUUCUCUCUCUCUAUUUUUCUCUCUCCCCCGCCACCCCAUUCUUUCCUCAACUGCUUUUGGCUGGUGGAAAACCUUACCUCAUGUCCCAGCCCAUCUCUGGGGCCCUGGCUGCCUCAGAGUUGUUGCAGCAGCAGCAGAUCAGAACCGUUAGCCAAGCAAAUACACAUGCAGAUCCAGGGGCUGCCUCGCCAAGACAAACGUGCGUGAAGAGGCUAUGAAAACACUUGCUAGGUAGGGAUAAACAGGAGCCCAAAUGGCCUAGAUAGGAUUUAGUUUUUGGCCCAAGGUCUCUAAUGGCUAUUGCCCAGAAUUUGUUUUCUGUGUGCCAGUCGGAGGUGCCAUACAGGGCUGCUUUAAAACGGUGGGCCACAACAACCGCUCUUUAGAAACUAAGCUGACUGCGGAGAAGGCAGGACAAGUCAGCAACUGAGCUACACAAAACUCUGCCACUUUCAGGCCAAGAUUUGGGGCAGAGGGACUUGCUGCAACCUAGGAAGAGCCCUACUUCAUACCACAAUUUAUAUAGCUGCUCCAUAACUCAAACUCGUGGGUGGCCCAUGAGGAGCAGGAGGAGAAAGGAACCACAAUUAAGGCACAACAUAAAACAAUUGAUAUACAGGCUUUUUUAAAGUAUGAGGGCCAGGUUGUAAAUGGUCAGGGCUAAGUCCUAUUUAUUCACAGUGGCCAACCGAGAUGCUCCAAGGUGAGUCCGCAAGCAGGACAUGGGUGCAACAGCAACACUCUCCCCAUUUGCAAUUCCCAGAACUGGUGUUCAGAGGAGAGGCCUGUGCCUUAAGCAGUGGAGGUGGAACAUAGCCAUUGUGGCCACUGUAGCCACCAAUAGACUGAUCCUCCAUUAAUUUGUCUAAUUCUCUUCUAAAGCCCUCCAAGUUGGUGACCCUAACUACCUCUUGUUGGAGUGGAUACCAUAGAUUUAACUGUGUGCUGUGUGACGAUAUACUUUCCUUUUGUCUGUCCUUAAUCUUCCAACAUUCACCUUCCUCGGAUGGCUCCUGAGUUCUAGUAUUACAGUAUAUGAGAGAGAGAAAGAGAGAGACAGAGAGAGAGAGAGAGAGGAAGUGAUGGGUCUGUAAAUGGCUGUUAGGCAUGAUGUGAUAAGAAUUUUAAACAACAAUGACAAGUGAGGCCUGCAGCAAAGUGUUGCAGCACGCUCCUUUUCAGGGUUCCCACCGUGCUUCCUCUUCUAGAAUAUUCCGUUUCAUCUGCCUGCUUUCCUGGUUUUCUGUUUCCUUCACGUCCCCUCCUCAAAACCAUCCAUCAUUCCACCACCACUACGAUUUUUCCUUUUCGUCCUUUUGCAAACUUACAUACUUAAUGGUAGUUUUUGAUGACACAGACAUCCUGAAAUUGGCAAGCCGAUAACACCAGAACACCACCACUAGCCUCCUAAUUUGUCUAGCCCUAUUUUGAAGUGGAUAAGCUGGUGGUACUUGGGCAAAGAAGGGGAAACCAUAAGGCAAGGGAAUUGACGCCCAGGUGAAUGGUUCAGUGACAGAGCACCUGCUUUGCACGCAGAAGGUUGGAUCUCUUGCAAAGGGUCAAGUAGAAAGCGUUGGGGAAGACCCUUCUCUGCCCAAGAACCUGGAGAGCUGCUGCUAGUCAGAGCAGACAAUACUGGCUUCCUAGGCAUUUUCAGUCUGAGGGUUUAAGAGGGUUCUAGCUCUGGCAUUCAACUUGGCAUGUGUGGUUUCAAGCCGCCACGAGUCCCUGAACUUCUCUUUAUGCAAACCAUAGGAGUCAACUCCUAGGGACUGAGGUCUCUUUGCCCCCCCCUAAAAUAUUUGGGGGGCUGCCCCACCCCCUUCCCAAAGUUGAUGGGCACUGCCAUUCCUAGGCAGGCAGGCUUUGCUGACAGCAGCCUUCUCCUUUGCUGCAAAGAUUUCUUUACCAGCUGGACUGGUAUCUGACUGCCAAAAAUCUCUCCCCCUUUUAAAUCGCCUAGGGCAAAAAGCAGGGUCUCUUGGAGAGGACUCUCCUUGGCAAGCGUAAUCCUUGUUCAGGAGUGGAAGAGGGGAGCGGUGGAAGGGAACGUCCUUCAGCUAAUGGAAUCCAGAGGUGGAAACUUUGGCCUGUGAACCCAUCUCGCUAGCCAAGAGCUGGAGAGGUGGGGCCUCUGGGAGUAUGCAGAGAGCGAGGGCUCCGAAUCAGUCCAAGUCCUGUUCUGGUCUAGCCCAGAAGCGGCACCCCCUCUUCCCCCUUCUACAUUCCGAACCUUCCCUCCUUCCCUCCAUCCUGAGCAUUUUGGAUUUGGAGCCCUGUUUCCUUCCUAGAUCGCCUUCCCACCACCCCCAUGUUUUGUUUUUCUUCGCACAAAGGCUCAAGAUACCCAAUAUGAGCCAAAAACUGCAGCGUUUGUUGACUUUCUGCAGCUUGGGAAGGAGGCCGGCCAGCGUGGGAAGGAGCCUUCCUGGCUUGGUUGAUUACUCUCUGCAGAGGGGUCCCUCCCUAUAACCUCUCCAGACUGGGAUACCCGAACUUUUGGGACAGCCAAUUCCCCAGAAGGCAUUGCCUUAGCUAGGACCGCACAUUCUUAAAAAGGCUAGAUAAGUAUUUCAGAGCUUUUCCUGACCCUUUCAGAUUUCCUUAUCUUCAAGGGGAAGGACUGUAGGCCAAUGUUAGGGCACCUGCUUUGUGUGCAGAAGGUGCAGUAUUUGGUCCUGGCAUCACCGGGUAGGGCUGGGAGAAGGCUUCCUGUCCAAAACUCUAGAGAGAUGCUGCCAGUCAGAGUGGACAAGACUGAACCUAUAGGCUGAUGGUCUGACUAUGUAUAUGGCAACUUCCAAUGUGGCUAAUAUAGGCCAUGGACUCAGACCUCACUAGGUAGUUUUAAGAGCAUUCAGUCGACCCACAUUUUCCAGGACUGAGUCCUGCAUUUGCAGAACUCAGAAGCUCACAGCUAAAUGUGUUAACCAAUUCCAGUGAGAAAUAUUGUGUCUAAGCUGAAACUGGGAAAUGUGGAGUCUCUUCAUUGGGUGGGGUGUAUGUCCUGGAUUUGGAAUAGCUAUUAUUAUUACUACAGUGGUACCUCGGGUUACAAACACUUCAGGUUACAGACUCCGUUAACCCGGAAGUAGUACCUCGGGUUAAGAACUUUACCUCAGGAUGAGAACAGAAAUCGCGUGCCAGCGGCGCAGCGGCAGCAGAAGGCCCCUUUAGCUAAAGUAGUACCUCAGGUUAAGAACGGUUUCAGGUUAAGAAUGGACCUCCGGAACGAUUUAAGUCCGUAACCAGAGGUACCACUGUAUUAUUAUUAUUAUUAUUAUUAUUAUUAUUUACCUGCCCUUCACCAGCAGGUUCCAGAGCAGGAAACUUAAAAUCAUAAACAGUUGAAAUAGAUCCCAAUCACCGGAAUGGAUUGGGUUCUGGAAACGCACAUCUCAGGGGCCAAAGGCCGAGGUUAAGAAGUGUGCCUUUCCACCUAGGGCGGGUGCUGUCCUGCUGAACUUCAGCCCUUCCCAAAAACAGGCCUGUGUCAUUUUUGCUCUUCUGGCUCAGUAAAAGGCAGCUUCCUCCUCUGUGUCUGUGUCUGUGUCUGUGUCUCACUUUCUCGCUCUCGUCUGUUGCUGCUCUAUAGCCUACUCCCUCUCUUAACUGCUCUCCCCUUUUCCUUCUCCCCAAUCAUAACCUGCCAUAUCCUGAAGGUGUGUGUGGGGGGGUGCCUUGGCACAUUCCCAGAGCGUGGGCAGGGGCAAGCUAAGGGCACUUUGCAUCCGUGGCCAGGUCAGCCUCUUGGAGGAUUGGAGCCUCCCAGUUUCCCACUUCCGUUCUGCAGCUGCCUCCACACCAUAAAGCUUUGUCAUUUCACCAUUGCGUUUGGCUGGGGCCUCGUUCUCCUGGGCCCAACCCCUUGUUUUCUCUCUGCCUCUGAUAUUGCUCAGAGGCUGCUCAAUCACCUUUUUCUCCCAGGGACCGUGGGCAACUAGAACCCUGGUUAUAGGGGCCUAUGAGACGGGCAGAUGAGGGGUUUCAUGGGAUGUGCUUUGUGAUGAACUCCUGCACAUAGCCACGCUUGCAUAUACCCUCCAACAUGUCCAGGCCCAAAACCAGAACGUGCUCCUGGGUGAGUCACAUGACCCACGUGGGAUUACAGCCGCGAAAACAGGGUUUUUUUGGGGGUGAAAUUGCUGCAUUCAACAUUGCCACCGUGCUCUCGCGCAAGAAAACAGGAUGUCCCGGUUUUCCCAGGAUAGUUGAGGUGUAUGCUAUUGGAGACAGUGUGCUGCUGGGCAUGUGCAGAGUGCCUUUCUUGCCAUGUUCAAAGCUGUGGGGCUUGCGGGCAGAUUUUCUAGACCUGUGGGUGUGGGUUGAAAGUGUAUUUACUGAGUGCUUUUAUAUCCCACUUUUUUUAUCCAGGGAGCUUAAAGGAAUGUGCAUAGUUCCUUGCAGCAACCCUGUGAGAUAGGUUAGGUUGAGAGCCUAUGACUGGCCCAAGGUCAUCCAGUGAGUGUCAUGACUUGAGCCCUGGUCUCUGACCACUGCACCACCACUAAGCUCCAGCACCCCUCAUUUCUUAGAAGAAGCUGCAACCGAGUUGGACUGGCGGCCUGACUCUUUGUAAGGGAGCUUCCAAGUUCCUAACUUCUGAGUAUAGAAAGGAAAAAGUUCUUCUCCCUCUUUAGGACUAAUGGGAGGUUUCAAAAAUUUAGAUUCAGUUAGCUAUGGGAAGCAUUUUAAUUUUGUUUGUCCAGUUUGAUGUAUUAUAUGGCAUUCCCUGUCAAGGUUGCUGCUUAACUAAAUAAUGUUUGGAAGGUCAGGUUGUGAAAAAAAGACAGAAUAUCCUGUUGAGAAAAAGCCAUUUUAGUUCAUUUUCAGCAAAUGCUGUAUGUUUGCGGCUCUGUUCGAUGGGGCCAACACAGGUAACCAGGCUGGGGAAAGCUGCAUUAUAUCUGUGUGUGUGUGUGUGUGUGUAAAAGGUAAAGGGACCCCUGACCAUUUGGUCCAGUCGUGACCGACUCUGGGGCACACACUCAAUUUCACCUGAAAUGACUGUAAAGUUUUUAUUAGAGUAAGAAAUAUGCACAAAUGUAAGAUGGGUAACACCCAACUUUACCACAGUACCUGUGAAAAGGUCACAGGUUUGAUCUCUGGCAUCACCAGGUAAGACUGGGAAUGUGCCCCGUCUAUAACCCUGGGGAAUUUCUGCCAGUCAGUGCUUGAAAUACCAAGCUCAAUAGACCAAUGACUCACAAGGCAGCUCCUUUCAUUUUCCAGUGAAAGGAGUUUUGAUAUUUGAUAUGAAACUUCCUGAAAGUCUGGGUUUGCCUAAUCUGGGGUGUGUUCAGACUCCCUCCUCUCCCCAUUUCAUACAAUACUGGCUUUGUGGCUGUUUCCAGAACUUCAGAAGAAAUGUCAGAAUUCCCAGGUUUGACUCUAGGCCCACGCUUUGUAAAUUGCACACAUCUGCGGCUUCUCCUGAUUUUAUGGGAUGUAUUGUAUUGUUGUAGACAUUCAGCAGACAACCCAGCUUCUGAGUCAAGGAGUUACUCAUGUUUAUAUAUCCCAACCUGUCCUGUUUCCCCCUUUGGGGCUUCUCCAACCCAGGUCCCCCCCCCCCCAUUUUGAGAACUUCCUUGUGGCUUGUGCCCCCACAGUCCCUGAAUUGUUGGCUAUGCUGCCUGGGGAUGAUGGGGGUUGGAGUCCAACAACAUCUGGAGGGCCACAGGGUUAUUAUAUUUUUAGAUAUGCUGUAAGCCACCCAAAGUGGUUGGGGAAACCCAGCCAGAUGGGUGGGGUAAUCAUCACCACCACCAUCAUCUUGCUAGAUCAGUCCAGUGGCCAAUAAUCUAGCAUCCUGUUCUCACAGUGGCUAACCAGGUCAUAGACUCACAGAAUUGGACCACAAGAUGCUUGUGGGAAGCCUGAAAGCAGGACCUGAGCUCAACAACAGCACACCUCUCCUGUGGCUUCCAGCAACUGGUCUUCAGAAGCACCACUGCCUCUUUCUGUGGAUACGACACUAGUAGCCAGAAGUGGUGAUAGCAGAGAUAUUAGAGUGGUAUGCCUCUGAAUACCAGUUACUGACUUGCACACCUUUUGUUUGUUUGUUCAUAUAUUUUUAAUUAAAUUUGACCACUUAUGCUGCAUGUUAAUAAUACAAACACAAAUGUGUUAAAGCUGUAGCAUGGCAGAAAGUAUGCUAUGUUUGUUUGCUUUAAACAAACUAAUAAUAAUAAAUAAAUAUGUGCACUCCACCCCCGAGACCACUCCAUUGUAACUAUCCAACCUCCCAAAAUUUCGACACUCUUGUGAUGAUGGUUUGGCCCCUUUCCAUUUUAAGAUUUUAAGAUUUUAACUUAGUUUUGAUUAUUCAACCAGUGUACAACAUGUUAAGAGAACUGAAUGACACGAGGUAAAAAAAUAAUAAUGGAUCACUUGAUAUGGAAUGACCCAAAAUAGGAAUUAAGGGUGGUUGUUUUCUUAGGACGGUGGGGUUUGUGUGUGCUGUGUCCUGUUAGCGUUGUGGUGGAUAGGAAAUGCUCUGUGGGGUGGGGUAGGGGGACCCAAAAUGGGGAGGUUGAGGAGAGUCAGUCAGCGGGGCAGUGAGAAUUGUCCCCAUUUUCAUCUGAGGAAUGUCGGAGGGUACGGACUCGUCGAUGGGGAGAGUACCGUCCCGCUUAGGUCCUGCUUGAGGGCUGUCUGUCUGGCCACUGUGAGAUCUGGAUGCUGUACAGUGGUACCUCGGGUUACAUACGCUUCAGGUUACAGACUCCGCUAACCCAGAAAUAGUGCUUCAGGUUAAGAACUUUGCUUCAGGAUGAGAACAGAAAUCGUGCUCUGGCGGUGCGGCAGCAGCAGGAGGCCCCAUUAGCUAAAGUGGUGCUUCAGGUUAAGAACAUUUUCAGGUUAAGUACGGACCUCCAGAAUGAAUUAAGUACUUAACCCGAGGUACCACUGUAAUAGAUGGGCCUUACCCACCCAUAUUCUUAUCUGCCUGACUUAUAUGUUAUAGGAAGAAGCUCCAAAGGGCAUGUGCCACCACAUUAAAGCCCCGAUUCCUACAUUGUACAGAACAGACUUCCUGGCAAAGUGAUAUCUGCAGGAGGCCAACUUUAGUCCACAGUGUGUGACAGGUUGGACUUAAGGCAGCCAAGGAAUUUCCACACACCCUCCCCAGGGGGGAUAAAAAACCGUCCCUCACCGAUCUUUCCCUGCUGGGUUGGCCCUUCCAUAGCUGGGCACCAUGCCCUGCUCUUUUAUUUGUUUUUGUGAAUGGAGGGUGGCGUUUGGGCAGGACCAGCCUGCAGCUGCUGACUGUUGUCUGGGGAUGAGUGUGUGUGCGUUGGAGAGGGCAUGUUUGCCAGCUUCCCAGCUGCUGACUCAGCACUCGGAAUUCAAAGAGGCUGAAAUGUUGUUCUCUCAAUCCUGGUAGCUAGAAAUGUCUUUCUCCUGGCUCUUUGUCCAAAGGUUUGUUUUCUGGGAAAGGGGGCACCCUGGGAGCUGGGGACUCAUUCGAUGAAGAAGUGGCAGACAUGUUUUUAAAAAUUAAGUUCCUGACAGGCACUUGUGGAACAUAAUACCGUACACAUACAUAAACACACACCCUCCAAAGUAGAGUGUACCUUCCAACAUUUAUCUGAUGAAUUUUUUAUUAUUUAUACCUCACCUACUGGACUGGGUUGCCCCAGCUAUUCUGGGCAGCUUCUAACAUACUGUAUUUUUCCAUGUAUAAGACUAUAUUUCCCCCCCAAUUUUUUUAAGUUUAAAAUUGGGGGUCGUCUUAUAGACAGAAUGUUGCAAUUAUUUAUUUUCUAAUUUUGGGCUCCAAAAAUAGGGGUCAUCUUAUACACGGAAAAAUAUAGACUAUAAAAACAUAAUUAAACAUUAAAAAAAUUUCCUAUAACAGGGCUGCCUUCAGAUGUGUUCUAAAGGUUGUAUAGUUAACUCCUUGGCUUGCGGGGUGGGGGGGUCGCAUCACUCCAUACCAUCCAACAUUUAUCCGAUGAAAAUAGGGACGUCCUAAGGAAAAGCAGGACAUUCCAGUAUCAAAUUAAGCCUCUGUGGUUUCCUAACCUAACUACCCGGAAACUGAGAUGGCUUCUGUAAAUCCAGGACUGUCCUGCGAAAAUAGAAGAGUCUGAAGUUGGAGAUUUUGCAGUUUGCCUGAACCAUAGUCAGAGAGAUUUAAACAUGCAAGUGAGGCAGUAUCCCACCCAUAUUAAGCACUGUUUUAAUUAUCACAGGGUUUGAUGCACCUCAAGUUAAUGCUUCUCUUCUCUGUUUCUCUCCCCCCCCCCCACUCCCUGGCAGUGGUUUGCCCUCUGCCCUGCAUGAACGGUGGGCAGUGUACAUCUGGGAACCAUUGCUUGUGCCCUCCGGAGUUCACAGGGCGAUUCUGCCAAGUGCCGGCCGGUCGCCAGAGCCAAAGCCAGCAGGCCCGACUGCCCGGUGAGGGCCUUGCCAUGGAGACGGGCUCCAGCAAGCACGCCAUCUACGCAGUCCAGCUCAUCUCGGACGGCCACGGGGACACGGCCUCUGGGCCCGGCUCGAAAGGCACCAUCAGCCACUCCACCUUCAUGGUGCCUCUGGGCCCUGGACAGCAUUCAUCCGAAGGUACCCGAGAGGGGGCAUUUAUGUGUGGGUAGGGAUGGAUUCUGCUUUGAGAAGGGCACCGGCCACUAUGGGAGAAUUGCGGUUAGUUAGGUUAGGAGACCACAGAGGCUUAAUUUGAACCCAACUGUAGGAACUUGUGUGUGAAAUAAGAUUCCCGAGCAUGUGCAGAGUGCUUUUUUUAGUCCCCUGGCAUUGGUGCUUAACUUCUCAGUGGCACUUCUGUCUAGGUGGCGGCAGGCUCUGUGGCUCAGUCCCGCUUACUUCUUGCCCAGCAACUGGAACUGGUAAGGUGGUAGAUAAGCAAAUAACAUAAAAGGGGUGUCUCUGACCAUGUUAAGAAUGACCACAUCCAGCUCCUACAACACUUGUGGCUAAAGGAGACGUCUGUGAGAUCUGUGAGGUAAAGGUCUGUGACGUAAAGGUAAAGGACCCCUGACAGGUAUGUCCAGUCGCAGACGACUCUGGGAUUGUGGCGCUCAUCUCACUUUACAGGCCGAGGGAGCCAGCGUUUGUCUGCAGACAGUUUUUCCAGGUCAUGUGGCCAGCAUGACUAAGCCGCUUCUGGCAAAACCAGAGCAGCGCACGGAAACGCCAUUUACCUUCCCGCUGGAGCGGUGCCUAUUUAUCUACUUGCACUUUGAUGUGCUUUUGAACUGCUAGGUUGGCAGGAGCUGGGACCAAGCAACGGGAGCUCACCCCGUCACGGAGAUUCGAACCACCAACCUUCCGAUUGGCAAGCCCUAGGCUCAGUGGCUUAGACCACAGCGCCACCCGCCUCCCAUAUGUGACCUAGGAGCUACCAAAAUGGCAACUGCUUCUAGCAGCUGCCUCUCUUGCAGCCUAGUAAAUAAACCCAGAAAAGUCACUAAUAAAAUAAACAUAGAAAAGCCACACAAUAUUUUUAGUAGCCUGCUAAGGAGCUAGAUGUCUGUAUUUCCAUACAACUGCAGAGGAGACCAUGCCCCCUCUGCUAGUGGUGACUGGUGCAUUUUGGGAUUGGUAGGGCAUGGAGGCAAACAGUAGGUGGCGCCAGAGCCAACAACAGGUGGAGACAAAUCAUUUCACUUUUUGUCUCCUUCCUUCUGUUGAGUGCUACAGAGACUAAAGAGGAGGAAGCUGACAGACAAGGCGAGGGAUGAUGGGAGUCGUAGUUCAGCAAUGACUCGAGGGCCAAAAGUUCCCCAUACCUGCAUUACGCAAACACAAGAGCCUUUGGCCACGUGCAGGGGUGCACUUGCCUCCGUACAUGCCAGACUGCCCAACAUUUUUGAGAUUUCCCAGGGAGUGCUUGCAGGUCAGAGGGAAUGGCCAGGUAGCUCACCUUUUUGCCCUCUAGUUCAGGUGCACCAGCCGCUGGUCAAUGUCCGGGUACAUCACCCCCCAGACGCCUCAGUGCAAGUCCACCGGAUCGACAGCCUCAGCUCGGAGGGAAGUGGGCCAGGCAGCCAGCAACACCUGAUCCAGCACCCUGCUCCCAAGCCCGCUUAUACCAGGCCCCCCACCCAGAAGCCCCUCGGACGGUGCUUUCAGGAAACGAUGCCUAAACAGUCGGUGAGUGGAGUGGUCUUCUGACAAUUCUGUUGCAUAGGAAUGGCACCCAAGCAGAGAGACACAGUUAAUUUUGCAAGAAUAUGAAGGCAGGGGAGAUUUUUUUACCUCACGAGCACUUAAAUCUGGAUACCAUUCCUUAAAACUAAUCAGCAGGAUGUUUCAGCGGACAAAAGGACGUGAUUUUAAAUCCGCACAUAAUUCUCUAAUGAGAUUUGCUUUGCCACAGAAUGUGAUGGUUGCCCAUCAGCCUAGACCAGACGUUCUCAAACUUGAUUCCUUGGAUGGGCCAAUUUGGGGGGUAGGGGGAGGAUGGACCCAGAGGGUCUUGGCCAGAAUUUUUUUUGUUUGUUCUACAAAUCAAAGCACAUACAUAUUUUAAUAACUGCUGUCUUCCUGUUCUAAUGUGCUGGAUGAGGAAAAAUAGAAGUAUUUUUCUCCAGCUCAAGCAUCAUUAUUAGAACCAGCCCCAAAUUAUGAAAACCAUUGGGUCUUAAGCCAGGACCACCUUAGCUGGUUUGAUAAUCCAGCCCUGAUCAAAAAAACAUCCCUUAUUUCUACUGUCUGAAAAAAUAAUAAUUCGAGUCUAGAGCCAAGUAGAGAUAGUAUCAAUGGUUCUGAAACUUUCCAGCGGAUCACAGGCUGUUGCUCGCAAACCAGCCAGUUGUUCACAGUCCAUAGAACUUUUGACCUCAGAUGGCUUUAGCAAAGAAUUAGAUGCAGAAGGGAUGUUUGCAAUAGCUGGAUGGAGCUUCCACAUACAAAAGCUCCAUACCUGAGCAUCAGACGUUAAGGACAAAUAAGAGAGGAUGGGUACCCCCAACUGGCUGGCUGGCCGUAGACUAGAGUUCAAGGCAGGCUGUAGUUUAGUUCACCACAGCCCAGCAUUUUAUUUUAUUUUUCAAUGUUGCAGAAACAAUAGUUGCACAUACUGGGUUUGGGGGCACAUUUGGACGAAUAUUAACAAAAUUUAUAUAUGUCAAUUUUAAAUGCAUUUCUUAUUUGUGUUUUAUUUCCUGCAAAUAGCUUUGGGACGCCUCUGGAUGUGUGAAGCAACAUACAAAACAAUGAAUUAAACUAAUAUCUCAAACACACGGCUGCAGCUGCUUAACUUGAGAAAACCAGCCGCAGGCGUUCCAAUGGUCCAUGAGAUCUAGACACUUAAAAAUGCAGGAAUAAAACCAGCCCAUCUUUUAUUUGUAGCGGGUGUUCCACGCAUAGUGUGGAGGCUGGUGGGAGAAAGGUUUAAGGGCUUCUCCGCGCUGUGGUUUAAUACCUAUAGCAAGCUUCCUGUAUCUCCACUAAACUCUGCAUUGCCCAUGUGACAUUCUCCUCCUCCAAUUCACUGCUUCCAAACACUUUCCUUUCCCUCAGUCCGGAUUUUCUCAUCCGAGGGAUACUCUCAAAAGAGAGAGGGUAUGCUAAAAUCCGGACUGAGAGAAGGGAAAGUGUGGAGAGGUAGUGAUUUGGAAGACAGCACCGUGCAAACAAUGGAGAACCAAGGGAGGUACAAGAAGCUUACUGUCCACAUCAAACCACAGAAUGGAUGGCCCAUGAGUGAUGUGGGUGUGCAUGAGAUUUCUAUGUGGAGUUCAUGAAAUCUUAUAUUUCAACCUUUGCCUGUCCUGUUCAGUGUGGAAGCAACCCUCUCCCAGGCCUCACCAAGCAAGAAGAUUGCUGCGGCAGCAUCGGCACCUCCUGGGGGCAGAAUAAAUGCCACAAGUGCCCCCACUUGCAAUGUAAGUCUCUCUUGCCCCCCACUUCCAAGUUCUGCACCUCUUCCCUCUAACCUAGAAACUUUGCAGGGAGCGGGGGGAUGAUUAAAAAUGUUGGAUAGCGACCAGAGAGCAGGGGUCGGAGGAAGGGUGGGGGGGCCGCCUGGGUGUCACCACUGGGGUGUGUGUGAUCAAAUGGUAGGCGGCACUCACCGUGGGGCCUGCAGUGUGCCCGAGCCAUACGUCUCUCCUGGGAGUGACGUAGUGGUUUAGGCGCCCGCAGGCUCCACACUGCCCCAAACGGUCCACCCACCGCCUCUCCCUCAGCUGUAGGGUGGCUGAGUGGAAGGAGGCCCUGCAGAGUGUCCUGCCCCAGCUUGCCCCGCCCCUGGGCGCAGGGCAUGCGUGCUGCCCCAGGCACUAAUUUGGCUUGCUCUGCCGCUGCCUGGGAGACAAGUGUUCCCAUAUCCACAAAGCUGUGAAGCUUGCUGGGUGAUCCGGGUCUAGUUACUGUCUCUCAGCCUUACUUACCUCAUAGGACCCUUGUGAGGAUAAAAUGGGGUUGGGGACAGCCAUGUGCUGUCGUUUUAGGUUGCAUCCUGUUUGCAGCUUCUCCUUCCUCUCCCCACUCUUGCGCCUCAAAAUGAGAAUCACACCGAAUCACAGACUUGUUGGAAGGGUCCAAGAGGGUCAUUUAGUCCAACUCCCUGCAAUGCAGGAAUCUUUCACCUAAUGUGGGGCUCAAAUCCAGGACCCUGAGAUUAAUCACCUUGAAUCUAUCCUCUGGAAAGCAAAGGAGCAACCAUGGCUGCCUUUGCCUUCUCUAGAUUAGUUAGAACUAGAAAACUUUCUAUCCAAAUGGUGUAUUCCCUAUUGUAAACAACACUAUUAUUUUCUUACCCUACAAGCAUCUCCCUGCAUUUAAUUGCAACAGGUAAGUCUAGCCAAAUUCACAAGCCAUACUCUGCAUGCUUUGCAUACUAGCACUCUCGAUAUUAGGAGCGGAAUAUGUGCUUUGAAUGCAGAAGGUCCCACAUUCAAAUCCCAGUUAAAAAAUAGAUCAGGUAGCAGGAAAACUCUUCUGUGACUGAGACCCUAGAGAACUGCUGCCUGUCCAAGGAGACAGUGCUGGAUGGAAGUUGGCUGUCUGAGACGGUGUUCCAGAGAAGGGGCUGUAGCUCAGUGGUCAAAAAUCUCCUUUGCAUGCCUAAGCUUUCCGCCACAAUCUCCGACGCUGUUUAUUUUCUGAGGUGUUGCCAGACAGAGCAGACCGUAGUGGGCAUGAUGGACAAAAAAGCUGUAAAAGGCAGCUUCUUGCGUCCCCUAUAAAACCGGAGAAGAGUUUCCCAUUCCUGCAUCUGCCAGCCAGGAAGAAGCUGCACCUGCUGCAUUUCUGCCUGUCUUGCAGUUUAAAUACAUAAACACACUGUGAGGGAAGCUGAGGUUUUUGUUUUUGUUUAAAGAGAGCUUUCGGUUGCAUUUUCACAACUGGCAAGGAAUGGCUGGGGAGGGACGAUGAGAGAGAUUUUGCCCCGUAUGUCUAGUGUCUUGCUUGCAAGGACAGGGGGGUGGCUGGCACUGGUUUGGGCGAGCCAAGCUCUCCCCCUCCUAGACCCUGCCUGAAUGGAUUUUCUAGCUUCAUGAAAUCAGCCGCGCAAGGGGCCGGAUCUGUUUGUGUUGGACGAGGCCUGGAAUGUGCUCAGGCUGUGGGCCCUCCCUCUUCCCUUCCAGCCCCAAGGCAGUAUGCAGGCCCCUCCGCUUCACUUUCCUGCAGCUGGCUGGCUGGCUUGGCAACUGCCCCCUUGGCAACCACAACUCGGCGCCCCUCCCUGCAAGGCUAAUGUUUAAAAGAUGAUGUCCAAAAUGGCAAGGAAGGGGACGUUUCGCUGGGCUUCUCAGAUUAUGCACCAUGCCAUCGUUGGCACAGAAGCAAAUGGGGAAGGGUUGUAGCUUGGUGGCAGAACACCUGCUUUGCUUGCAGAAGGUCUCGGGUUCAGUCCCUGAGGGCAUCUCCCAGUAUGCCUAGCAGAGACUUCUGUCUGAAACCCUGGGCAGCCACUGUCAAUCAGUGUGGGCAGUUCAGAGUGAGAGGGACCAGAGUUCUCUGAGUCAAUAGAAGGCAGCUUUCUAGGAGUUCUUAUUGCCAUUUCAAGCAUUCAGGCCAGGCAGACCAGGGCUUUUUGUAUUGCUCAUGUUUUGACCCCUGCAGGAUUUUGAUGCUUUCUUUUGGGAGCCUGCACUGAAGUGGGGUUACUUUAAAGAUGCAUUGUAGUUGCGAUAGCCUUCUGGGAUUCUGCACAGACUGGCUGCCGUCGUAUACAUUUUCACCUGGGAGCAAGCCCCAUUGAGUUCUGAGUAAUGUAUAGGACUUCACUGUUUGCUGCUCUCCCCAUGAGAUUAAAUGUGCUUAGAAUUGGCCUUCUGAAGGGCCUUUAUUUAUUUAUUUAUUUAUUUAUUGGUUCCUUUUAAAUAGAAAAGAGCUGUUCAACAGUGGAACAGACUCCCUCGGGAGAUCAUGGACUCUCCUUCAUUAGAGGUUUCUAAGCAGAGGUCGGGUGGCCAUCUGUCAGGGAUUCCUGGAUUGCAGAGGGUUGGACUAGAUGACCCCUGGGGUACCCGCCAACUCUGUUAUUCCAUUAUUCUCUGACCCCAACUGCCUGGUUGUUUGCCUGCUCCCUGGUGUUUGGCAUAAAAUAUCUAUAAAUAAAUAUUUCAGAAUAUCAGAAUCAGUCCUGUUGCUUUGAGAUCAUAGGCUGCCUUUGGCAAUCCCCAUCACUCGAGGAUGGGAGCUGCUGUACAUAUGUGUGAUGUUCAUUAAAUGCAUGCAUUUUUCCUCUUUCAGACUUGGGAGUGCAGAAAACGCUGGGGAGUGACUGCCCACAGGGAUACAAGCGACUGAACAGCAGCCAUUGCCAAGGUAUAAAAUUGGGGUAGAGACUGAGAGAUGGAAUGUACCACUGGGGGGGGGCGGGUCCUCUUUGCUUUUGAGAAUUGUGAUCUAGUAUUAGGCCACAUUCACACCACACAUUGAAAACACCAUGGUACCACUUAAAGGCUCCCCCCAAAUAAUCAUGGGAACUGUAGUUUGUUAAGGGUGUUAAGAGUUGUUAGGAGGUCCCUAUUCCCCUCCCACAGAACUACAGUUCCCAACGUGGUUUAACAAUCAAUCCCUCUUCCCAGGGAACUCUAGGAAUAGGGACCUCCUAACCACUCUCCUGGGGACGCGGGUGGCGCUGUUGGUUAAACCACAGAGCCUAGGACUUGUCGAUCAGAAGGUUGGCGGUUCGAAUCCCCAUGAUGGGGUGAGCUCCUGUUGCUCAGUCCCUGCUCCUGCCAACCCAGCAGUUCGAAAGCACAUCAAAGUGCAAGUAGAUAAAUAGGUUCUGCUCCGGCGGGAAGGUAAACAGCAUUUCUGUGCGCUGCUCUGGUUUUGCCAGAAGCAGCUUAGUCAUGCUGGCCACAUGACCUGGAAGCUGUACGCCGGCUCCCUCGGCCAAUAAAGCGAGAUGAGCGCCGCAACCCCAGAGUCGGUUACGACUGGACCUAAUGGUCAGGGGUCCCUUUACCUUUACCUUUAACCACUCUCCACACCCUUAACAAACUACAGCUCCCAGAAUUCUUUGGGGGAAGCCAUGGCUGUUUAAAGUGGUAUCGUAGUACUUUAAAUAUAUGGUGUGAAUGUGGACCAAGGUUGACCGAUCCAGCUGAAAGCUUGGGCCAUGGUUCUGUCGUCCAGGGGGAGGAAAAAACUUAAAACACAAUGCAAAGUUUCCAAAAAAUAGAUCAGAGGCAAUUGUACUUCUUCCAGCAGAGCUUUACUACUACUGAAGGCAAAUGAGCAUAAUGGUCACAAAUCCAAUACAUUCAGGAUUGGCACAGUCCAGAAGAAAUCCAGUUGCAGCAGACUUAACUUAAAACUUACAAUAGUUAUAACAAGUCUAAAACUUAACACUUAGCAUACUAUGUACAGAACACCAUAGCAGGAAGAAGAGAGAUAGGAAGAGACAGUGAAACUCAGGCUCCUUCUGGCCUUACUUAUAUAGUCAGCAUGACAGAAGAGAGAAGAGAACCAGUUUAAGCCAGCUGUACUUAGCUUCUCUGAAGGAAUAACCCAAACAUCAUGAAGCUUUUUUCACACAGAGAAGCUUCCAGAAACUUCCAGAACCCCCUUGAAUAAAUUAAGAGUAGGAAAGAUCUCUACACAUCAGACCAAUACUUUCUGCCCUAAGAAAUGCAGACUGACAGGUUCGACUCAAAACAGUGAAGAUUUUAUGCCAGCCUUGACUCAAUCAUCUGUAAAUGGAGCAUAACAGCCCCAAUACUCUGGGAUAAACCUACAAGGUGCCUUCUCUUUCACCAAUGGAACACAGAGCCCGGUCCAUUGGGAGGUUCUCCCGCACAAGCCCAUUGAAAUGAAUGCACCAAGAGGCAAGGGCACCAAGAUUCACCCGAAGAGUGUAUGUUCGCUUGUUCCCAAUAACGGAGACAAAAGGCAGCUUUGGAGAUUGCUCUGCGUUUCCCUCACCUGCCCCCACCACUGCAACUGCCCUGUGUCUCUUCCUCCCACAGACAUCAAUGAGUGUGCCAUGCAAGGAGUCUGCCAGGGGGGCGAAUGCUUGAACACCCAAGGGAGCUUCCGCUGCGCAUGCAAGCCAGGACAUGUCCUGGGGCCUUCGCGGACCCAUUGUGUGCGUACGUAUCUUGGUUGGGGAGGUGGGAAGAUCUCUCCUAUCUAACCAACCCAGCCUCUCUCUGCUCCUUCCCUCCCCAAAGAAUAUAAUCCUUAUCACAUGGGUCUUAAGUCCUUUCUGCACAUUGUCUGGCCCACAGCUGACGAUAAGCAAAUGUCAAUACUGACAGCCACCAUAUUAAAGUACUGGUAGCUGGGACCAUGGAAGUACAAGAUUCAGGGGCUGGUGCAGAUAAAGGAGUUAGUCUGAGUCAGGGCAGGUACUUGUGGGUCUUUCAGCACCAUGGCUCAACUCUGCACUCUGCGCAUGAUCAGAGUUUUUUCUGCCAGUGCUGUUGCUAUUUUCUUUAUCGUCAUCAAUUGCUUGUCCUAGUAAGAGUCUUCCUGAUCAGGGUUCCAGCCAGACAUAUUCUACAGCUCAAGGGGAACACAUAACUGGCUACCCUCCAGUUUCGCUUUCCUCACACAAGAUUUUCUGGCUCCUGGAGGCCAGUGAGCAUGCUCAGUCCUCUUUGGGCUUCUGCUUGGGCUUUCUGCCCCCUCUUAAGUCUUUCCACCCACUUUUAUAUUUUGUACUUCUGCAAACCUCCAGCUUCCUCUGAACACGCUGAUACCUCCCUGUAGUUUCUCAGUGAACUGGCCUCGUUUUUUUAUUGGCACUCGUCACCUGAGUUUGCUGUGAGAAGGAAGUGAUGGAAUGCUUCACCCAUUCCUUGGUACAGGGACUUGUGACGAUGGCAGUGCUGUGGACACCAAACUGUCUUUUUGUCUAUUAUAGAGGAGACUCCUCAGCUGCUGUGGUUGACACCAUACUGAUAAAGCACAUUGCUUCCCCCUAAGAAUCCUGGGAACUGUAGUUUAGCUCUGUGAGGGGGGGAAAUGACAGUUCCUAGGAUUCUUUGGGGCAGCCAUGUUCUUUAAAUGUAUCAUGUGGGUGCUUCUGUCUUUCUGCUGACUCUAUACCUUGUAGUGGGAUUUAGUGGCCAGGCUUUCUGUGGCCAGGUUUAUUUUGUGUUUUUAUUUUAUGCAUCAUAUUUUUAAUCCUGUGCUUUGGCCCAGGGAGUUUGGGGCAGCAUACUAGGCUUUCCCCCUCCCAGUCCUGUUUUAUCCACAAAACAACCCUGUGAGGUAGGCUAGGCCAAAAGAAAGAGACAGGCCAAGAAUUCCACCUUCCAUUGCAGCAACACAACAGCCCUGUGAUGUAGGUUAGGCUGAGAGGAAGAGGUGGCCAAGAUUUCCCCCGUUACCUUUUAACCCCAUAACGCUCCUGUGAGGUAAGUUAGAUGGAGAGAAAGAGACUGACCAAGAAUAUCCCCCUUUUCCAUUUUUAGCCACACAACAACCCUGUGAGGUAGGCUAGGCUGAAAGAGAGGAACUAGCAUACAGUCGUUGAGUGAGUUUACCAGGCCAGUGGGUUUUUGAAACUGGGUCUCUUAAUCGUUGUCCUUGUUUUCUCUUGUGACCCCCUAACCUCUCUCUCUCUCUCUCUCUUUCUCCUUCUCUUUGUGGGGGACGACGAUAGCGGAGAAGGCUGGGGAGAAGAGUUUGUGCUUCCGACUGGUGAGCCCUGAGCACCAUUGCCAGCACCCGCUGCCCACCAAGCUCACCCGCCAGACCUGCUGCUGUAGCGUGGGCAAGGCCUGGGGGGCGCGUUGUGAGCGCUGCCCAGCCGACGGAACCGGUAAAUAGAAGAGGUCUUUUCCCUCUCCCCCAUUUCCUCCUGUGUUCUGCCACACCUGGACCAGACGUUCCCCACCCCUGUUUGUACAAAAUCAUUUUUGUUUUCCCUGGGCAUUUGGAAAACACCAAAGACAUGCUAUUGUACUGUUCAGUCUGUUUUUUAAUGUUUUAUUUACUUAUCUUUUAAUAUGUUUUUAUUGAUUCUCCAUAAGUACAUUCAGUGCAAACAGAAAUGUCUUCAAAUUUAUUCUGAUAGUUAAUAAUGAUGGGGACAGGUGUACAUCACUAGGAAGGGUAUUCCACAACUAGGGAGCCACCACUGAAAAGGCCCUGUCACAGGCCAGCGCCAACUGGGCAGCCCUUGGCAGUGGUGCCACCAACAAGGCCUCACCUGCCAAUUGUAGGGUCAUGCCACUGUUUGUGUGACCAAUUUUCUGUCUCUCUUUUUCCACCCGGACAGCUUCUUUCAGAGAGAUCUGCCCUGCAGGAAAAGGCUACCAUAUCCUUACCUCACACCAGACUCUGACGAUCCAAGGCGAGAGCGAUUUCACACUCCAGAUCCACCCAGAUGGCAACACAGACCUGCAGCAACAACCACCCGUGGAGCCGCCCACCCGCCCACCUGUGGGCAGCGACUCGCAGGAGCCAGAAGGUCGGUUCCCAAAUGGGUGGGCAGGCAAGCCGAAAGCUUCCUGAAGUUGUGGGGCAAGUGGAUUUCUUCCACUUGCAUCUUUGAGUUCUUUCCCCCUCAUAGUAUGGAAUGAAACAUCUGCUUCUUAAACUUUGGAAGGUUGGAGGGCUAUAAAGUUGAAUGAAGUACCGGGUGUGUGUUUAUUACAGAGGCUGUGAUCCGCAUUUUUACUCCCCCAUUGCCUAGAGCAGGCUUCCCCAAGCUGGUGCCCUCCAGAUGUUGGUGGGCUAUAAUUCCCAUCAGCCCAAACCAUUGGCCUUGCUGGCUUGGGCUUAUGGAGUCCAGUAACAUCUGGAGGGACUACCCACCCUGUUUUAACAAAAGCCAGUUAAAACAAAGCAGGAUCGAACCCCGACUUCAGGUCCUGACUUGUUAAAUGACUUUGGUUAGGGCAAACCACAGUUCCCUGGGUUUCUAUAUAAUGUAAUGCUGUGACUUCUUCCAUAGUAAAAGUGGGAGCUGUCACUCUUCUCAUCUCACAAUAAAGAUGAAGGAAAUAGGAGAAGGGGUGUCACCACCCCACCCUCAAUGAUUGGCCAUGCUAGCUGGGGCCGAUGGGAGGUUGGAGUAUAAUAACAUCUGGAGGGCACCAGGUUGGGGAUACCUGUUCUAGAAUGUGUGUGUUUACGUGUGUGAUAUUUCCUGGGAGUAGGGGUGGUGAUGGAGGAGGGCUGCAUUAAACUCUACCCAUUUCUGCCUCCAUGUCAGUGCAGCUGCAGUGGGGUCUGUCUGUCUGAACUUUCUUUAAAACCUCUAACCUAUUUCUUCCUUUAUUUGUAUCUUGCAGUCAUAACUCCAGCUAUGGUAAGUGUCAGCUGCAUUGCUGCACCGUGAAGGAGUCGGUGGCGAUCUCUAGUAAGAUGAGGCGGAAAAGAAGUUAACUGGCUGUGAUUUUUUAAAAUUAUAUGAUUUAUUAUUACAACGAUAAGGCCACUCUCUCUCUGAGGAGCUCAAGGUGGUCGACCCUGGUCUCCCACAAGCCCUAGUCUGUCACUCUUAACUGCUGCACCAUGCUGGUUCUCUAAAGGCAGUCUAAUGCCAAACUUGUCACUUAUUCAGAUGUGACCGUCAGUCAGUAGAGCAUCACAGGGUUGUGGGUUCGAGCCCCACGCUGGGCAAAAAGAUCCCUGCAUUGCUGGGGAGGAUUGACUAGGUGACUCUUGUGAUGACUCUACAAUUCUAUGAUUCUAUGACCCUUCUGGUAGUGGAAUCCUAGUACUUUCAGCAACCUAGAAAGUAUUGGGGUGUUGAAUCUGGGACAAAACCAUUCUGGUGACAAUGGCCUUUUCUGGUGUCAAUUUUCAAAUGACAUUAAAAAUAAGUGGCAAGCAGGCUGACCCUGCCAUCUGGGCAUAGUAAUUAGUACACAACAGACGUUUUUUCUGUGCAAGCAAUGGGAAGCCGGGCAAGAAUGGAAUUGCUGAUUUCAGUGGGGCUUACUCAGGGGAACUGCCCACUGGAUUGGGCCCCAUUUUUAUAUUUAAUAGGAAGUGGAGGCACCUUAGGCUUUCAAGCCACAUUAUUUGUGCCAGUCAUGGUGGGUUCCAGAUGAACUGUUUAUCGAGCAUUCCUUCCAAUUUGCUAGCACAGAGUGUAUGUGGAAGAUACCCGGCGCCUGCUCUUUACUGAACAUUUGUGCCGAUUUGUUCGCGGAGUGUACAACAACUGAGCAUUCAGCCUUAUUUGUUUAUAUGGAGGUGAAGCACCAGAGGUGUGGGGAUCCUCCAGCCUGCAGGCCGAAUUUGGCCCAUACCGCCACUUUUUCUAAACCACUCCCACCUGCCUAUCAGUGAGCAUUGCUCUUGACAACAGCUGAUGGGCAGGAGGGCGAGGUUCGAUUCUGCUUUGGCUGUGCAGGUGUUCCCAGUAGGGAUCAGACGCUUGCAGCCAAAGCAGCAGCAGGAUUUAACUCCCCGACACAUCAGCUGAUGGAGGGAGAGAGAGAGAGAGAGAGAGAGAGAGAGAGAGAGAAUUAAAUCUUACUCAGUUUGGCUGCACACUCCUCUUCCCACCUGUGAUGGGACAUCCCAACCAUCAAUUGUGUGACAUCAUAAUGAUGCCAUGUGAUUGGCAGAUGGCUUGUCCUGUCCACCUGCCAAUGUUUGCCUUGUGGGGUGGGGAGAUAGAAAGAUCUGGCCCCCCAGCCAAAAUUGUUUCCUACCCCUGUUAUACACCUUGUAAGUCUACCAUUUAUCCCACAUUUCCCUGUGCGUUUCUUCUUUCAUUCCCCUAACUGCAGAAACUCCUUUUUUAAAAAAACAAAGUGGGUUUGUUGCACCAGAGUUGCACAAACCUAAAGUUCUAGUCCUGUGACGGAAUCCCUCCUGCAAAGUAGGGAAAGAGCGGAGUGAGGAGGGAGUGUAGCUCAGUGGCUAGAGUACCUGCUGGGUAUGCAGAAGGUCCCAGGUUCAAUCCCCAAAGAUACCUGCAACAAAAAAGGAUCAGGUUGAGGGGGUGGGAACAGAGGCAGGUUUAGGGCAGCACGAGCAGGGCGGUUGCACUGGGCGAGCAGCCAAGGAGAGCACCUUCCCAAAACCCAGUAAGCACUUGCCUGGCUUCAGGAAGGAGGCGUGAGGGCUUUGACAGGGUUCCUAGACUCCUCCUGUUUCCUUUCCAAAGCUGGGCAAGCAUUUACCAGGCUUUGGGAAAGAGGCAGGAGGGUUCUAGGACUCUUCCAGAGCCUUGUGCUUCCUUCCCAAAGCCCACCUUAAGCGAGGGCUGGGGGGGGGGAUAUAAUGUUGGCCUCGCACAGAGCAAUAUAUUGCUAAGGUCUGCCCUUGGCAAGCUGCUGCCAGUCAGUGCAGACAAUACUGGGUUAGAUGGGUAAGCAGGCCAGCCUCAUCCACAGCCGCUUCCUAUGUGACCACGGGGCUAGCCACAUACAAAUCUGCCUUGGCCUGUAAUGUUGUCCCUUUCUUUCAUCACUUGACCCUCCACCCCCCAAAAAACCAUUUCCAGUUGCCCAGCUAUGUGACAACCUCGGAGCAGCAGCCUGUCUUCUUCGCCAACACCCCCACCUUCGGUCCCCGUUACCCUGGUGAGUGUGAGCAGGAAUUUCAUUGGCCUGGGGCCCUGGUGUGUGAGAAGUCUCUCUGCAAAACUCUCCCCCCACCCUCCAUCCUGCGCUCAGAGGCACUGCUGCCCAGGAGCCCGGCAGUGCCAUGUUCGUAGCCUACAACCGUUUCUCUCUUUCGGCUCACAGCUGUGAUCGCCAAGCCUACGACCGCCGUCGUGGUGAAAUAUCCCGAAGAGGACAAGAACGUCAGUGAAUUUGACAUGCCCCCCACACAGGUGACAGGUGAGCUCGGCAGAAGAAGAUAAGAAGAACGGGUUGGAUGUGAGCCCAGCAUCCUGCUCUUUCAGGGACCAACUAGAUUCUCAGGGGAAACCUGUAAGCAGGGCUGGAGUGCAACACCCACUGUCCCCACCUGUCUUUUCCAGCAACCGGUGGGUGGACGCAGGUGGCGCUGUGGUCUGAACCACUGAGCCUCUUGAGCUUGCCGAUCGGAAGGUCGGCAGUUCGAUUCCACAAACUGAGCUCCCAUUGUUCUGUUCCAGCUCCUGCCAACCUAGCAGUUUGAAAGCAUAGCAGCACAAGUAGAUAAAUAGGUAUCACUGUGAUGGGAAGGUAAACAGCUUUUCCGUGAACUCUGGCUUCUGUCACGGUGUCCCAUUGCACCAGAAGCAAUUUAGUCCUGCUGGCCACAUGACCCAGAAAGCUGUCUGUGGACAAACGCCGGCUCCCUCGGCCUGAAAGCAAAAUGAGCACCACAUCCCCAUAGUCGCCUUUGACAGGACUUAACCAUCCAGGGGUCCUUUACCUUUUAAAAAUAAUAAUGAUAAUAAUAAUAAUAAUAAUAAUAAUAAUAAUAAUAAUAAUAAUAAUUUAUACCCCACGCAUCUGGCUGGGUUUCCCCAGCCACUCUGGGCAGCUUCCAACAAAGUAUUAAAAUACAAUGGUCUGUUAAACAUUAAAAGCUUCCCUAAACAGGGCUGCCUUCAGAUGUCUUCUAAAAGUCUGGUAGUUGUUCUUCUCUUUGACAUCUGGUGGGAGGGCGUUCCACAGGGUGGGUGCCACUACCGAGAAGGCCCUCCCACCAGAUUCAGUGAGGUGACAGUUCAGUAGGGGGUGUUUCCCACUGAAGCAUCUAGUUGGCCACUGCGGAAAACAAGAUGCUGACCUUUGGUCUGGUCCAGCCACUACCCCCCUCUUAGGUCUCUUUUAAUGUAAGCCACUUGUAGGGAGUUAAUGUGGAGGGUAUAAGUAACAGGAACAUGGUGAUGGUGAUAUGAUAAGGGCCUCCCAUGUUUUAAAGCAUAUUUGUUUUCCCGUAUCUCUCUCUCCCCGCACCCUGUAGAGACGGACAUUUGUAAACUGAGACGCAAUAUUUGCGGCCACGGCGAGUGCAUCCCUGCAAGCCCUGGCUACACCUGCCAUUGUUACCAAGGAUACCGCAGGCAUCCCCAGCACAGGUAUUGUGUAGGUAAGGGGCAUUUUUCCUCAAAUGCACGCACAUCCCUUUUCCCACUCCCCGACAAGUUUGCUGCUUGGGAAAACCUUGCACCACUCAAUUGCCCUUCCUCCGCCUUCCUCUCUCUUCCCCCCCCCCACUCUCUUCUCCCCAGAUGUGAAUGAGUGUGAGCUGGAUCCUUGCGGCGGCAGCGGGAAGGGCGUUUGCAUGAACACCGGCGGCUCCUACAACUGCCACUGCAACCGUGGCUACCAGCUGAAGGUCCACAAGGGAGUGCGGUCCUGCGUGGGUGAGACACUUGUGGGUCCUGGGGAUGGUGAGAGGUUCCAGGGCCCGCCCUCCGCCCCACUCAUGGCACCCCCCCCACUUCCCCCUUUCCAGAUAUUGAUGAAUGUGCCAAGCCCAAAGUCUGUGGGGACGGAGGAUCCUGCAUCAAUUUCCCGGGACACUACAAGUGCGAGUGCCAUGCAGGCUACCGGCUCAAGCCCUCCCGCCAGCUCCUCUGUGAAGGUACAAUGGGUGGGGUUAAGAGGUGGGGGGUAGGGGUGGCAAGCACUGCAGAAAUAAGGUUGCGUUUUGAUUCAGUGUUUAGUCCUGGGAAAUAAAAUGGGGGGGGGGGUUAUGAUAGCGUAACUGUCAUCUACUGGUUGCAUGCAGAGGAAUUGUGGGAGGCACCAACAGUCUGUCUGUCCCCCACCCAGCAAACACCCUGGAGGAAAUGGCUCAGAGACAGGGGACUGGUGGUGGGACACUGAGGAGAGGUCAGAGGUAGCAGACUGGGAGGAGUCAGAAGCUGAAGAGGCAACAGGGUUUAGUGAACAGGAAAAUGCUGUGGCAGAGAGCAGAUGAGGUAGGCUGUGCAAGAGUCCAGGGAGUCUCCCCCUCCUGCUGGGACCAGCUCCCUCCCCUCUGGUCUCUGAGCACACACAGAGAAAUGAGAAGAGCAGGACAAAGAUUAGCAGCUUGAGACUGGGGGGGGGGGGCUGGAGAAGAGGAGCCUUAGAGAGGGGUGGGAAGGCUGAGGAGGCUGACUUCCGCGGAAUUAUUUAAGUCUUUCUGUAGGUUUCCAUUUGGUGGGACUGGUGUAGACAGUAUCUUGGUUGCAAGGCAAUUUAGAGCCAAAGCAUAGGCCUGGGUUCACUUUGUUGAACCAGGCAGAGGGCCUUCUCGGUAGUGGCGCCCGCCCUGUGGAACGCCCUCCCUUCACAUGUCAAGGAAAUAAACAGCUAUCUGACUUUUAGAAGACAUCUGUUUAGGGAAGUUUUUAAUGUUUGAUGUUGUCGCUUUUUUAUUAUUGUUAUUGGUGUUCUGUUGGGAGCUGCCCAGAGUGGCUGGGGAAACCCAGCCAGAUGUGUGGCGUAUAAAUAAUAAAUUAUUAUUAUAUUAUUCUGCCCUCUUAAUUGCUUCUCACCGCUUCCAGUUUCCCUCUGGUGUCCCUUCUUUCCUUGCAAUCUUGUUUUUGAUUACAACCAUCAUUCCCACCUCAUUAUGGUGGACUAACAUGGAAAAUUGCAUUACCCAAAAAACUUACCUGGUACCCUUGUUUUCUGAAAGGAAGAACAAAGGCUACCUCUUUUGUCUCUCAUUUUGGAGGAAUUUUACGGAACAAAACAAAAACAAAAACUUUACAUUUGCCUCUUCCACAAGCCUCUCAAUAAAUUUGGGAUAAGUAACAUCUAACUGGUUGAAAUUUUUCCUUGACUUAAUAUACAGCUUUUUAUUAUUGGAACUCAGCUUCAUUAGUAAAAAAGAAAGUUAUAAAUGUGUUGUAACAUUGUGGCACCAGAUGGCGCUGUAGAGCUGGAAUCAGAACUGAAUGAAAUUUUCCAUGUUGAGCUAUAAAAUGGUUUGUAAAAAAUCAUUUUCAGAGCUGCAUUUUUUCAUAGCUGUGUAGAUGCAGCCUUGGUACUCCUUGUUUCUCAAAUGGUUUCAGCUAGGGGUUUAUUCUGCAUCUCUUGUAAGUCAUCUGCGUCACACUUCUCGCUCCUUCCUUUCUUAUGGUGAUGGUACUCUCGACUUACCUGUCUGUACAGCAUCUUGUGGCAAGCAUCUAAGAUAAUCAGCUUUAUUGUUUCUGCUUGUUAACGUAACUUCUCUUGCCAACCUGGGUUUGGUUGGGUUGAGUUUUUAUGGGUUUGUCUCAUGAACCUCUGUUUUGUUAUUUGGGCUACACUGAUAAGUUAAAAAAUAAAAAUCCACAAACAAACAAAUAAACCCCGUUUCCUUUCCAGAUAUUGAUGAGUGCCUUGACCCUGGAACUUGCCCCGACGGGAAGUGUGAAAACCGUCCCGGCAGCUACAAAUGCAGCCCCUGCCCGCCAGGCUUCCGGGGUCGAAAUGGUGUGUGUGGAGGUAAGAAGCAAGGCCUGAGCCCUGCCUUAAGGCUUUGCUGGGCUCAGCCUCUUUUUAUCAUGGGCAGGCCAGCCCUGGUUUGGAAACCUUGCUGCUGAUUUCCCCCUGCUUUAUUUUUGAUGCUGUUGCCAUGACGAGAAUCCGUAUAUUUUAUCAUGUAGUUCAUAGUAUUAUAAUUGCAUUUGUAUAAUCAUUUAGAUUUUUACGUUGGAUAGAUAUUAGGGUGGGGCGAUAUCAGGGCAAUAUAUCACCAGCUAAACAUCCCAAUAUACCAAUAUAUCACAAUGUCUGAAAUAAGGAUGGAGCUAUGUAGAGGCAUGGGCUGGCUUCCUUUUUAUUUCCUGCAUUGUGAUUUUUGCAUAGCGCGCGCACACACACACACACACACACACACACACACACCAGGUCAGAAGUUACGAAACCGAUAUAAUGAUAUGGCAUAGCUGUCAACUUUUCCCUUUUCUUGCGAGGAAUCCUAUUCGGAAUAAGGGAAUUUCCCUUAAAAACCGGGAAAAGUUGACAGCCAUGUGAUAUGGGCUUGAAACCAGUUUUGGACGAUCUGUCGUUCAGCCCUAGAUCCUGUGAAGUGACAUUUGUGCUGUAAACUGCCUUUUUAUCAGGCUUCAGGGACUCGGCUUUCUCCCCUCUUCGGCAGUAGAUAAGCAGAACAAAGCGAAAGGAGUCUCUUACCAGUUAGAGAUUUUAAUGAUCACAGUGAGAGAACCAAGAAUCCAUUCCUAGGAAUGAAGGUGCUCCCAAUUAACGGUUCCACCCACUUCCCCACUAGUCACUCACAUCACUACCGCAUCUUGCAACCUGAUCUCACAACCACUGUGCUUUCUGUGCUGCCACCUUAUCUGCUCUCCUUGACCUUGCGCUGAGCGGAUGGACACCUUUCAGUUAAAGGGCGUCUGUUAACUCUCUCUCUCCCAGUUCUUCUUCUCCUAGCUCUUCACCACCCAGUACUUCACAACUUCUGUCUUCUGAACUAUGUCCCUCUGCAAACCACUGUUCCAAAUCUAUACUGUCCCACUGCUCCUGGAAAGAUUCAGGAUCCUGAUCAGGAGCAGGGGUAGGUUCCCACCAUUCCUCCUCAGUGCAGCCCUCCUCAGCACAGUCCCUGACACUUUUGGUCUUCUGAAGAAAGGUGGUGUAUAAAAGACAUAAAUAAUCAGACUAAAGAAGCACCAUUCCGUCCUCACAAAGCCCUCCAGCAGAGCUCUCCUUCCGUUGCUCAGGGCACAAGGAGUGAAGCUCCCUGGGUUACUCUCCCCGCAGAUGUGAAUGAAUGUGCCGAGAGCACGCUCUGUAAACACGGCCGGUGUAAGAAUGUUGAUGGCUCCUUCCUCUGCAUCUGUGACGACGGAUUUGUCCCUGCACCCGAUUCCCACAGCUGUCUUGGUAAUUCCCCACACCUCCCUGGUGCACGGAGCUUCCUGGUGGGAGGGAACCUGUACAGGCUGGUUUCUGUGAUGUCACAGCAGCACAGCCAAUGACAAGGGGGAGGCCAAGAUGGUCACCCAAGCAGAUUUAGUGCCACAAAUCUUGGGUCCCACCCUAAUGAUCUGUUCACAGAGCACCAUUUUUGAAUAGCCCAGGAAUUCUCAUAGAUGUCUAAUGAAGCAGAAUACUGGGAGAUUCAGGACAGUUUAAAAAAGUCCGUCUUCACACAGACUGUGGAACUCACUUCCACCGGAGACAGUGAUGGCCAACAGCUUGGAUGGCUUUAAAAGAGGAUUGGACAAAUUCAAGGAUUUCACCAGCUAAUAACCACAACAGCUAUUCUUGCCACAGUCAGAGGCAGUAGUGCUUUUGAAUACCAGCUGCUAGAAACCACAGGAGGGGAGAGGGAUCACAGGGUGGUUCAUAACAUAGACCUCUAGUUCGAACCUCUUGUCAGCCAUGAAACUCAGUUUGUAACCUUGGGCCAGUCACUAUUUCUCAGCCUAGCCAACUUCACAGGGCUGUUGUGAGAAUAAGGUGGAGGGAGAAGCAGGGGAACCAUGUAUGCUUCCCUUGGCUACAGGGUGGGUGGGAUAAAAAAUGUCAUAAAAGCAAUGUUCCUGUCCAGGAAAGGACAUCCUUCCAAUCUUGACUAGGCCAGAGAUGGGGAAUCAUUGGCACUCCCAGGUAUUGUUGGACUACAACUUCCUUCAUCCCUAAGAACACUGGGCUGAUGGGAGUUGUAGUCCCACAACAUCUGGAAGGCUGGGAGAAGGCUGAGCGAGGCGGAAACACCGAAGAAGUGGGCUGAUUUGUUUCUCUCCAUGCAGAUAUCAACGAAUGCGAGAAUGGGUCUCUCUGUACCUAUGGUUCCUGUGUGAACACCCUGGGAUCCUUCAAGUGCCAGUGCCCCGUGGGUUUCCAGGCUGUGAAGGAUGAGCCACGCUGUGAAGGUGAGAGCGGCCUGGGAUUUUGUUUUUGGCUUGGAUUAUUGGACUAGUUUUGGAUUCCACCUGCGACACUGAGGAGGAGCAUAAGGAAGUAGCUCCUUUGAGCUUGUGCAGAGUGCCUGAGGAGCUGAUGCUGUCCUCCCUGCAUCACAGGCUUGAGACCCUCCUCUCCCUCUGUUUUUAAACACAAUGAACCAUGCUUCUGAAAGUUAGAGAUGGGAUUCUUUGGCUGUGUAUUCCCUCCUGAGAACGAGGGGAGAGGUUUGCUUAUGAAGAGGUUUGCUUGUGUGUGCGUUUUUGUACUCUCCACUAAUGGCCAGCAGGACUGAGGCCCGGAAUGCAUGUUCAGUCCCGCAGGUCAGCCCUCAAGCACAAAAAGUAGUACUAGAGUAUUGCAGAUAUUAAUAUUGUGCAGCUUGAAGUGACUGGAUGCAUAAAAGCUGACUCCUUUUGGAAUGUAACAUUGUUGAGACCCAUCAGAUAUUAUUUUAAAACUUUGCUCGCACAACUUUCUUCAGAACAGGACAAAAACUUCAAAGAUGCAUGCAAACAAUUCCAGGCAAGAUCUUGUGCUGUCCAGCACAGGCUCAGCAUCUUAGAAAUAAAAGAUAAUUCCAAACAGGCCUAUAAGCAAAGGUCUCUCUCUCGCCUUACAGCCUCCAUUUUGUCUGGAGCUGUUUUCUCUUCAGGAGACUUUUUGACAUAUAUUUACUCCCAAAGAGCCUGGGAACUAACACUCCACCACCCUUCCAAGAUGGCAAAUUUGCAAUUCAACAGCUCACAUGUGAUAUAAAUUUAAACACCCCCAGUGUUAGCUAGCAGAGAACAACAACAGUUAAUUAUCAACUCAUCAAGGUGCUUUGAGAGCUUAGUACACUCCAGUGGAAUUUCCCCAUGUCAAACCUUUUCAGCAACACACAUUCUCUAUUUCAGUGUCAAUUAAACAAUUAUACUUAACACAGAGGCGAGAACAAUGCCGUUGAGCAGGUACCAUGCUCCUUUUCAUUCUGAGGAACCACAGCCAACCUCUUAGGCUUGGGACAAAGGGUGGGUUUUCCAGGUUUUCCAGGCAAGUACCUUCUCCUUUCCUCCUGUCCCUGCAGACCUGGAUGAGUGUGACUUCCCAGCAGCCUGUGUUGGUGGCGAGUGCCUGAACACCUUGGGCUCUUACCAGUGCCUGUGCCGGGCCGGCUACCAGUUGGAGGGUGGUCGGAAGUGCCAAGGUGAGUGAGGCAGUUCACCUUAUUGCAGAUAUUAAUACUGCAGAGCUUGAAGCAACUGGAUGCAUAAAAAAACUGACCCCUUUUGGAAUAAAACAAUGUUUAGACCCAUAAGUUUGAUUCAGGCUUUACUUGUGGAGCUUUCUUUGAAACAGAACAAAAACAUCAAAGAUACAUCCUGACAAUUUCAUGCAAAAACUUGUGCAUGUCCUGCACAGGCCCAACAUCUUAUAAGGAAUAAACAGACCUAGAAGCAAAGCUAGCUCUCUCUCUCUCUCUCUCUCUCUCUCUCUCUCUCACACACACACACACACACACACACACUCUUUACAGCCUUCAUUUUCCCUGGAGUUCUGUUCACUUUUGUAGAGGCCCAUUUACACCUCCUUUGUUCUCUCUGUGGCCUUCAGAGAAAGACUCACAUACAAAAAUAGAGACCCACAGCGUGACAUGUGCAUAGAGUUUAAUACUAUUUCUUUCAUGUGAUCUAAGCCAGGCAUAUGACAGAGAACAACAACAGUUACCAACUCAUCCAGGUGCUUAGAGAGCUCUUCUUUCGCUUCAGUGGAAUAUUCCAGUUGAACCCUUUCAGCAAUACACAUAGGCAUUCUCCAGUUCAGUGUGAAUUAAAUUAUUAUACUUACUUAACACACCUUGCCAACAGUGGGCUUGGAAUGGGGUGAGUGGGGGGGAAGCUGACUUCUGAGGCUCUAGGUUCUUGUGUCCCUGAGCAACUUAUGCCUGCAGCACCAACAUGCAUGGCGUUGCCUCCCCAGAUGUUGACGAGUGUGCGAAAGACCUUGACCUCUGCCAGCCACACGGGGCCUGCGAAAACACUGAGGGGUCCUUCGUGUGCGUCUGUGAUGAUGGAUUUGCUCCUUCUGAAGACCAACAGAGCUGCGAGGGUGAGCGUGGCACAUGAGGGGGAUGGCGAGAGCACUGGGGGUGGGGGGAGAGCUUUUUCUUUCGCCAAGUGCCUCAGUCACGGUGGGUGAGAAUCCGGCAGGCCUGAAAGAGGCGAUGAUUCUUUCUUGUGUGGAAGCGAGCGACUUUUCUCUCCCUCUCUUUCCCCUCAGAGCUGCCACACAACAAAAAGGAGUGCUACCUGAACUUUGACGACACCGUCUUCUGCGACAGUGUCCUCGCCACCAACAUUACCCGCCAGGAGUGCUGCUGCUCGCUUGGGGCAGGCUGGGGAGACCAUUGCGAAAUCUACCCUUGCCCUGUGCUCAAUUCUAGUAAGUCUGAGGGGACAGCUGCAUAGAGGGUGUUUCGUUAAGAGAUCUUGAUAAGUGAUGGUGACAGCUCCUCCUGUCACCUUUGAAUACAGGGCAAGAACCAUAGCUCGGUGGUAGAGCAGGACUUUGCAGGUCUGCGAAAGACUCCCACUAUGAAAGUCUGGAGAGCUGCUGCCAGUCAGUGUAGACCAGGCAUGGCCAAACUUGGCCCUCCAGCUGUUUUGGGACUACAACUCCCAUCAUCCCUAGCUAACAGGACCAAUGGUCAGGAAUGAUGGGAAUUGUAGUCCGAAAACAGCUGGAGGGCCAAGUUUGGCCAUGCCUGGUGUAGACAAUACUGAGCUAAAAGGACCAGAAUUUGUAUGAGGCAGCCUUUAUACUUCUCCAUUUCCUUGUACUGUUCCUCAGCAGACCAGCUUUUAGGGGAGAAGGGUUCCCUUAGCUCAGUGUUGGGGUAUCCACUUCAGCUGCAGAAGACCCCCAACAUCUCCAGGGAAAAGCAUUAGGUAGCAGCAGCUCUUGGGAACGACUCUGUUUUUCCCCUUUUCUUUCUUUUGUAAAGUACAGCAGUUAUAACAGCAGGUGAAAAUGAAAACAAAACCAUGCAAUAGGCACGUAGAAUAAGUGCAUAUGGAUUAAGUACCCAAGUCCAAGUCAUGAAAGAAAAAAGUUGUCUUCGCAUAAAUAAUAUUUGUGCUAUUCGAUACUCUCUUCUCUGCCCGACGCCUCCCUCUCGGAGCAGACAGUGCUGUGCUUGAAGGAGAAAUAGUGCAAAAUAGGCCUUCUUAGGAUAGCAGAAAAUCCCCAACUGCCAGCAAGGGAUAAAUCUUCCCAAGCAGGAAAUGUUGCAGAGCGGGUGGCCCUUGGAGCCUGUACCUUUAGGCUGAUGGUUAUUUAUUACCAGCUUUAUAUAUAUCUCUCUUUCUCCUCACUCCACAUAGUUGAGUUCCAUACUCUCUGCCCGGAUGGCAAAGGCUUCAUUCUGGAUGACACCAUCCUCAACUAUGGCAUCCCAGCACAUCGUGGUGAGUCUUUUGAGCCAUGACAUACAAAGAGAUGUCGUGUGUGUGUGUGUAUCUUUAUUUUCACUGGGUGGCCCACCUUGCCCAUACCUGUGACUCUCAGAUGCUGUGUGACUCCGGCUCCCAGCAGACCCAGCCAGCAGAGCCCGUGAUCAGGGAUGAUUUGAGUCUCUACUCCAAAGAUUUGUUCAACCCAGGGGCACGGCAACUCCGGUCCAGGGCCAAAAAUGACCCUCCUGGCCCCUCUGUCUGGCCUUCCGGAUUCUCCCCAGACCACACCCUCCCCCUGACACCCUCCUCAGGUGCGUUUGCCUGGCUGGAAUGUUUUCUUGGACUCUGAGGAAGCCUCUUGCUUGUCUGGGUGGAGAGAUGUGGGGUCAAGAUGCAAGGAAGGCUCUUGAGUGUCAGGAGUGGAGCCCAAUGAACAAAGGGGUGAGUGCUCCUCCUGUUGCUCCACUCAUGGCUCCAUUCCAUGGCUUCUAGCUGAAGAAAAAAACACAUGAAUGAAAAAUCUCUCUACGAGAUUUUUACAGCCUGCAUCUUCUGCAUUAUUUUUUUGUGUGUGUAAGGGAACCAAGUUAUUUCUUUUUAAGUCUUUUGGAACCUUUUUCUUCUUUAUUUUACCGCUAACGGAUGGAGAUUUGUAACUUCCUAAACUCUGUGAGUAAAAUCUUCACUCAUUUGCAAAGCUUACAUGUCUAAAAUAUAUUCCUAGCCUAAGUAUUUUUGUGGGAAAUGUUUGUUCAAAGGUGGAUGAGGGCAGAUGUAAAAUCUAAGUUUUAAUGGGCUUGGUAGCUAUCACCACUGUGCUAACUGUUACGAGAGAGUAAGGCUCUCUUCCAAACCUUUCUCUCCAACAUAAAGAGAUCACAGAUCUCUGUCCCUGAUAUUGGGCAUGCUUUGCCCAAUAUGGUUUUGUGGGCCAAAUUCAGACACCUGGUGGUCUAAUGAGGUCCACAGGUUAGACAUUCACCCCCAUCCCCCUUCAAUGUAUCUCCCCUGUUCACCCAAUAUUCAGUAAAUGGUUUCCACUGUACAGUAUUAGGAACAUAGUUUCAUGUUUGUCUUCCCUCUUUAUAACAUAGGCAAGCUGCAGUCCCAUAGUCACCUCUGAGUAAGUGCCACUAAAACAGUAGGACUUACUUCUGAGCAGACCUAUAAUUGCACUGUCUGCUUUGACAUUCCUGUGUCCUCAUAGAUACUUUGCUCUCCUGACCUCAGCAGCUGCAUAAUUUAUAUGUGCUGAUUGCUCCAUAACACGGUUUCCUGGCUGGUGUCCAAGUCUGAAUCACAUUAUAAAAACAAACAUACAAACAACAAAUUUUUUAAUAAUCAAUCAAUCAAUCAAUCAAUCAAUCCAAAAUAGUGAAACCUUCUCUCCACAACCAUCCAGCUCAAACUUUGGGAUAUUCAGAAUUACACCUAACUGUAAGAUGCUGCUUAAAUGGUUAUAUGUCCUUCACAUAUACUGAAAUGGUGAUGAUCUGGAAGUCUAUGACUUUCCUUUGCAUUUUACAACGUGCGUGCCGCCCGAGGCAGCUGCUUUGCCUCGCCUCACGGGUGGGCCGGCUCUGACGAAAUGCAAAUUCUCCCAACGAUAUGGAGAAUUUUAGGGUUUCAUUUGGAGCAUGCCCUUCCCCAACCUGGCGCCCUCUGGAGGUUUUGAGCUAUAAUUCCCAGCAGCCACUGUUAGGACAUGCGCUGAGGAAGAUUGCAUUUGAGCCCCACAGGAAUGAUGUCUUGAUUUGCUGGGUGGGUGAGGUUUCCCCGGAUUAACAGCCUCUCCUCCCUUUUCGUUGCAGACAUUGAUGAAUGCGCCUUAUUUGGGGAGGAGAUCUGCAAAGAAGGGAAGUGUGUCAACACUCAGCCUGGCUAUGAAUGUUACUGCAAGCAAGGCUUCUACUACGAUGCAAACCUCUUGGAAUGUGUCGGUAGGCAAGAGGGCCAAAAAUGAUAGGGAAAGCUGCAGGACUCCAUGGGGUGUCCGUCCCCAAAAAACCCCUCAACAACUGUAUCCGGAUUUUCACUUUUGGAAAUAUGGCAAUUCUAGUCUAUUUUUGUGUGUGUGUGUCUUGUGGGUGACAACCUAUCACCCAAAGCAUAAAAACACCUUAUACCAUGAGCAUAGCCAGGAUUUUUGUUGGGAGGACUUUUGUUAGGCAGAACCAAUGUGAUCGGUCAGUUAGUUAAGUAUUUCUAUUGUUUUACUUGAUCUAUGCUCAUGCCUUAUGCUGAAUCAGACCCUUGAUCUAUCUAUCUUAUCUCAGCCUGUGCUUGGGUUUCUGGUUUUGUUGAUGGUUAUAUUUCAUUGUAGUAUUUCACCUUGCGUAUUUUGACAUUAAUUAAUUAAUAAUGACAGGCAGGUAAAGCGUGCAACUUUAGCAGGCUGCUUUUUUUUUUUAAAAAGACAGCAAUAUUUAGAUUUCUGUCGCAACACCUUUUUAAGAAACACUGCGUUUUGUUUUUAAAAGGCAAGUAACUGUUUCUAGCAAGGCACCCCUUUCGCUCGCAUUUAUUUUUGAUUCGGAUUUGGUGUGGCCAACGGCUAGUACGAUAACGUUAUUCGGAUCGGAUUGUUUCUAGCUCAGCUUUUAAAAAUCUCUCAGAAAACAAGCAACACGUUGUGAAAGCAGUGUGUCAUUUGGCAAAGGUUUGUAGCGAAGGGCGUGUGGAAGCUUAAAAGGUGUAACGGUAGGCCUUGAACGCUCAAGAUAUCCUGUGUGUGUCAACUUUUUAGAGAGGAGAGGCAAAAAGUCGCACUAAGUAGUAUGAUCUGCGCCCACAAGAACUGCACUGCCAUUCUUUUUGAUACACACACACACAGAGUGGUACCUCUGGUUACGAACUUAAUUCGUUCUGGAGGUCCGUUCUUAACCUGAAACUGUUCUUAACCUGAGGUACCACUUUAGUAAUGGGGCCUCCUGCUGUUGCCGCCAUGCGAUUUCUGUCCUCAUCCUGAGGUAAAUUUCUUAACCCGAGGUACUACUUCUGGGUUAGCGGAAUCUGUAACCCGAAGUGUUUGUAACCUGAGGUGUUUGUAACCCAAGGUACCACUGUAUACAGUGGUUCCUCAGUCUACGAACUUAAUUCGUUCCAGAAGCGUUCUUAUACCAAGGUGUGCUUUCCCUACUGAGGCCUUGUGCUGCCAGUGCCCUUCCACUGUUCGUCUUCCGAGGCAAAGUUCGCUAAGUGUGUGUGGAAUACAGAAACUGCAAGACCUGAAUUCCAAUCCUGUCUCUCUCCUAGAUGUGGACGAGUGUUUGGAUGAGUCGAACUGUGUCAAUGGGCGUUGUGAGAACACACGUGGGAGCUUCCGCUGCUCCUGCCCUGCCUCCACCACCUAUGACUCCAACCGUAAGAAGUGCAUACCGGCCAGUGAAGUUGGUGAGUCCUGCCCCUUCCAUUCUUGAAAAGCACAUGCUUGGUUUGCCCAGUGGACCUCUGAGCUGGAGGUUUGAGGCUGGUUUCUAACUGCCGCACGUUCUUAAGAAAGCCCCAGGACGCAGUGUUUAGGGGUUCCUAGUUUGGAGAAAAGGUGAAUUAAGAGGUGACAUGAUAGACCAUGGGUAGGCAAACUAAGGCCCAGGGGCCGGAUCUGGCCCAGUCGCCUUCUAAAUCCGGUCUGCGGACAGUCUGGGAAUCAGCGUGUUUUUACAUGAGUAGAAUGUGCCCUUUUAUUUAAAAUGCAUCUCUGGGUUAUUUGUAAGGCCUGCCUGGUGUUUUUACAUGAGCAGAAUGUGCCCUUUUAUUUAAAAUGCAUCUCUGGGUUAUUUGUAAGGCCUGCCUGGUGUUUUUACAUGAGCAGAAUGUGCCCUUUUAUUUAAAAUGCAUCUCUGGGUUAUUUGUAAGGCCUGCCUGGUGUUUUUACAUGAGCAGAAUGUGUCCUUUUAUUUAAAAUGCAUCUCUGGGUUAUUUGUAAGGCCUGCCUGGUGUUUUUACAUGAGCAGAAUGUGCCCUUUUAUUUAAAAUGCAUCUCUGGGUUAUUUGUAAGGCCUGCCUGGUGUUUUUACAUGAGUAGAAUGUGUCCUUUUAUUUAAAAUGCAUCUCUGGGUUAUUUGUAAGGCCUGCCUGGUGUUUUUACAUGAGUAGAAUGUGCCCUUUUAUUUAAAAUGCAUCUCUGGGUUAUUUGUGGGGCAUAGGAAUUCGUUCAUCCCUCCCCCCCAAAAAAUAUAGUUCGGCCCCCCACAAGGUCUGAGGGCAGUGGACCAGCCCCCUGCUGAAAAAGUUUGCUGACCCCUGUGAUAGACUUUUAUAAAACUAUGCAUGGCAAAGAUAUAAAGUGGAUAGAGGAAAGUCCCCCCCCCCACCUGGCUUACAACACUAGAACUCGCGGACAGCCUACAAAAGCUGAAUGUUGGAAGAUUCAGGACAGACCAAAGAAAGCCCUUCUUUAUACAGCACAUAGUUAAACUAUGGAACUCACUCCCACAGGAGGCAGGUGACAGCCACCAACUUGGGUGGAUUUAAAAGGGGAUUCGGGCUAUCGAUGGCUUUCACAGUCUCUCUGCCUCCACAGUGGAGGCAGCAAUGCUUUUGAAUACCAGUUGCUGGAAACCGCAGGGGAGGAGCAGGCUCUUGUGCUUAGGACCUGCUUGUAGGUUUCCUACAAGCACCGGAUUGGCCACUGUGAGCCCAGGAUGCUGGACCAGAUGAGCCAUUCUCCUGAUUCAGCAGGCUCUUCUUAUGAUGAAGGAAUUCAUUUCAAAGGCCACCUUGUUAAGAAGUCGGCUUUGCCAGUUUGAGUCUGGAAAAAAAGACCUCUCACAGGGCAAAACCUCAGUAGCAACAGAAGGGUGGAAGAUAACAAGAAUACCGAGCAAUUGGGGCUUGUGGGCUGUAGGGUUCAGAAUAGGCUUGGGAGCAGGGACAUGCAUAAAGAGACCCAUGUAGGAGUGAGCAGCUGGCUCCCUGGUUGUCGCCUGCAGAUCUGGAUGAGUGCCAGGACCCCAGGGUCUGCAAACUUGGGCACUGCACCAACACUAUCGGCUCAUUCUCCUGCGAAUGCCCACCUCCCUUGACCUUGGACCCCAGUGGCAAGGAGUGCCAGCUCCCAGAGACACAAGCAGGUCAGCUCUAUUUAUUUGCAGCAUUUUUAUACCCAUCUAGUAACAAAACGUUAUUUGGUCAAUGUGAUUAAAGAACAAAAACAGAAAAACCCAUGAAACACAACACUGACAUAAAAUUUUUAAAAAAACAAUGUUAAAGAGCAUUAGGAUCAAAUCAAAGUAAAACUAGCAUCUGCUAAAACAGCAGAGUCAGUAAUCUACAGAACAUUGAAAGCUUGCAGAUUUAACACAUAGAAUAAGAGAACAAGAAGAACAUACAUUUAGAGAAGAUUGGAAAACAUUUAUUGAAUAUAUGGGGGGAAACUGUACAUCUGAAAACACUGACAGCAUUAAGAUAAAUUCAACAGUGUAAAUAAGUUUUGACGGAUGCAGUAAUGGAAUACUGAAUGAUUUAGGUUUUGUAAAAUAUGCAGGGAUUAAUGAUGUGCAAAAGGAACCAUGGAAAGAGAAGAAGGGAAGUCACUGAUAUUUUAAGGAUGUUUAAAUGAGUAUUUUAAAUUGUCAAGGAGAAAAUACAAUAGAAAAUUAUAUAUAUAGAAAUACUUUUUUAAAAAACAAGAAAAUCUCUGUGCGCAAAUGGAACCGAACCUCAAGCUGCCCCACCCUUUCCUCUCCCCACUUCGCAGACAGGGUGACCGACCUUCGCGAUGUCUGCUGGCAGCAGAGAGGGGAGGACGGGAUGUGCUCCUCUCCGUUCAAUGGCCAGCAGCUGAGCUACGAGGAAUGCUGUUGCCGCUACGGCAAAGGCUGGGGCUACCACUGCCACGCCUGCCCACUGCGUGGCUCAGGUAACCGUGAGCGCUGAGUUCAUGGGGAGGGAGGAGUGGGAGAUGGGGGUAGUUGGCUGAGGGGGAAAGUGCCCUUGAGCAUUGAGGGUCUGACCUCUCCACACACCAGGAAGUUUAUUGAAGCAGCCCACAGUGUCAGCGUGAAACUAUUUCCUUUAGCAAUGUCUGGGCCCAGGAAUCCUGAAAAGCAGAGUGACUCUGAGCAUGCAGAGGGUGAAGAGAUUUAAUUCAUAUGCCAAAUCCAACUCUUCUCAGUAUGGGGGACGUGGAACAGUAUGGAAGAUAUGGGUGCCACUGAGCACACACAGAGUGCUUUCCAUCUUCCCACCAAAGCUCCUCUUUGGUGGGAAGAUGGAAAGCACUCUGUGUGUGCUCAGUGGCACCCAUAUCUUCCAUACUGUUCCACGUCCCCCUCUUACACAUUUGGGGCUAGGCUAUGAGCCCUGGCAUAUCCCACUCUUUCCCUGUAUAUUAUAACGCUUGUGCCCACAUUUUUUGCCUAUCAUUAUGAGGGUGACUUAGGAGCAGGUGUGGCCCAAGGUGACGAGGACUGCUGUGGUGUUUGUUUCUCCCCCAGGCCUUAACUGCCAGUCCACUCCAAGCGAGAGCAACUCAUUUUGGGACUUCAGCGCUUUGUUUGGCAAGGUGCACAAAGGUGAGAGUUUUAAAAUUGCCUUAUGCCCACUCAGCCACUUCGAUCUGCGGAACUUGCACUGUUAUGGGUUACACAUAAUUCUCGUUCCACAUUGGUAAGAAAUUGAUCUUUUAGUGCAGAAGCACCCACACUUUGGAACUCCCUGCCAAUUGACUUCAGGUGGGCGCUGUCACCAUACUUUUUUGGGGGCCCAACAUUUUUAUUUAGGCAAGCCUGUCCAGACAUGUAGCACGUUAGCAUGUGUUUUAAUCUGGUUUUUAUCUUAUCACUGGUCUUAAUUAUUGUUUGUAUGUUUCAAAUAGUUGCUUCUAACUGGAUCUUGUUUUUGUUUUACUGAUCAUUUCAUUGUUUCAUUCUUUUUGUAAACUGCUUUGAGUUUGUGUUUUUUUUAAAUCAAGUGGUAUAUAAAUUUUAUGAAAUAAAUGGAGACAGGGGUGGUGUUCAGGGGCAGUCAGUCAGUCAGUCAGUCAGUCUGUCUGCAACAGCUAUCACUUAGGGGAGUAGGAGGGGCUGGAAACAGAUAAACAACUACAUGACUCUUAGAAGACAUCUGAAGGCAGCCCUGUAUAGGGAAAUUUUUAAUGCUUGAUGAUUUAUUGUGUUUUUAUAUUUUACCGGAAGCUGCCCAGAGUGGCUGGGGUAACCCAUCAGAUGUGCAACUUCUUCUUCUUCUUCUAAUACAAAAUGAGCCAAAAUAAAGUGAAGGAUGUGCCAUUUUUUACUUCUCCCCCUCCCAAAAAAACCCCUUCUAUUUUGAGGCCUUUCUCUCACUGAGCCCCUCCUGAAGGUGAAAGCAUCCAACAUUAUUUGGACACUAGGCUGUUUCCUGCUUCUUUCCCCACCCCAGAUGCGGACAGCUCCGAAGAGGAUUCCGAUGAAUGCCGCUGUGUGAACGGCCACUGCGUCCGCACCCAGCAGGGCUUGGUCUGCGAGUGCUCCCCGGGCUUCCAGCUCGAUGCCAGCCAUACCCGCUGUCUGGGUAAGAGGGUCUUGAUUUUCCACAGCAUGCACAGACGUAGCGCUCUCGGCCAGGCUGAACGCUAGAGGGUACAUUACAAUGCCUCCAGACUCCAGUGAUUUGUGUGCAAAUGCCCCACCCCUACCCCCACCUUCUGACCCCACAUCAUCCAGGGUUCUUUUUAGGGAAUUGACUCCACUCUCCUGUCUGCAGAUGGUUUUGGGGUGUGGGCGUGCUGGGCAAAGCGUGGACUGCCAUCACCUCUCUUGGUGAGCUCUGAGGGGCUUACCUGGUCACUUGUGGCAUUUGGGCAGCAGUGUCGGGUGGCCAUUUGCAAUUUCCCAUAAUGCCCCAGAGUGAUGCUAGAUUGGAGAUAUGGUGGGGAAGUGGACAUGACUCAGAUGCCGUUGCUCUGGUUGGGAAAGCAAAUUUAAAGGGAGCCCAAGACAGAUGCCAGCAGUGGGCACCUGCCAUGGCACUGGGUUCCUCAGCAGCUGCCCAAAUGUGCCAAGUUCUGGCGCUGCCCACCCCCUCUUCUUUUCCUUAUUUCUUUUCCUUUCAGAUAUUGACGAGUGCCUGGAGCUCAACCACCGAGGGCUUCUGUGUAAAACCGAACGCUGCGUGAACACCAGCGGCUCCUACCGCUGUGCCUGCAAGCUGGGCUAUGUCCGCUCUCGGCCGCAUGGGAUCUGCAUCCCCCAGCGCCAGCGGUAGCAAGUGGGGAGAGCGAAGGAGAGAGUGCGGCUGUAAGGAGGCCAGCGCCCUCCCUCCUGCCCUGGCGACCUCUUGGCUGCCUGCUGCCGGAAACUGUAUACUGGGCUAGGAGGACAUUUUUGUCUGGAACCAAAAAGGCAUUUCUGACAUUCUUGAGGACUCUUUUUUUUGUUUGUUUGUUUUUGUACCGGCUAUGAUGAAGGGGCAUUGAUUUGAUGUUUUGUUAUAUAGGCUGGCUCCCUUGUCCCCCGUUUUAUGCUCCCCAACCCACCGGAUAUUUAUCAUUAGGGUUAAAAAAAACUGCAGUCAGUUUGCACUUGUUUCUGUAGGCUUCAGAAAUAAAAUUCCUUUUUUUGUACAUAAUAGAUGUUGGUGGGGGUGGGGUGGGGGAAACAAACAAGUUUCAAAGUUAAUCAGCCAAUUAAAAAAAAGGAAAAAGAAAGGGGAGGAAGAUCCUGUUACAGUUUCUGUCGUCCGAUUCUGUUAACAACAAGGAAAGGCUGCAAUUUGCAAAUAAAUAAAUAAAAAGUCAGUGGGAGGUUUGGGGUGGGGUGGGGAAUAAAAAGGGCAUUAAACAUGCUCAUGACGAGCGUUAAUUG
This is a messenger RNA of Podarcis lilfordi (Lilford's wall lizard), 41531 nucleotides long. Lineage: Eukaryota; Metazoa; Chordata; Lepidosauria; Squamata; Lacertidae. The record is from the annotation of a GenBank genome assembly.